Messenger RNA from Cladophialophora immunda, 2681 nucleotides. RefSeq lists its product as uncharacterized. Gene Ontology annotation, biological process: positive regulation of transcription by RNA polymerase II. Gene Ontology annotation, molecular function: zinc ion binding; transcription cis-regulatory region binding; DNA-binding transcription factor activity, RNA polymerase II-specific. The transcript is spliced from 5 exons. The coding region runs from base 203 to 2221 and encodes 672 amino acids. The record is from RefSeq and is a predicted model, not a curated record. Gene Ontology annotation, cellular component: nucleus. Lineage: Eukaryota; Fungi; Ascomycota; Eurotiomycetes; Chaetothyriales; Herpotrichiellaceae.
GAAUUAGUUAAUAUAGCCAUGCAUGUCCGUUGCUCUCGCUCCCCCGCGCUGACCUCAAUUGCCCUGACUGCAAAAUAGAGGCAAACUUCCCCGUCGCGUUUCCCUUUUCCUCACUUAUACUUUUUCCAUCUUAUUACGAUGGCUUCCUAACAGUCCUUGUCCGCGUUCUUCUGUCCUACGGGGGUGAUUCCGCCAGGUCUCUAUGCCAUCACCGAAUAAGAUCGAGGAUCCAUGUCAGGAAUGUCGUGACCGCCAUCUCAAAUGCGACAACAAUUUUCCGAAAUGCAAACAAUGUGAACGUUCCGGGGAGAGGUGUCGGCGCGGAAACGGCAAGCUCAAGUUUCGGGUCGGCUCCAGCGCAAGAUACGAUGCCUCCUUUUCCAAAGAUCAAACAUGGCUCGAGCAGACCAAGAAUGCAAAGUUCCAAUUCGUCGACCAAGGCCCAGAGUUGGAAAACUACUACUCCCAGGACGACAUCGUGGUGACUAGUACCAAAGCAAAUGCCCAAGACGAGAGACAGGAAAAUGCCGCUGGGCCACCCAAGCGCCUCGAGUCAUCAGUCGAGGCCGAGCUGUCCCCAACAGUUCGCAGCGCCCCCUCUACCGAUCUGCCUCCUUUCUUAUCGCCCUUCAACGCAAACAAUGAAUCAGUCUUGGUGCAUUCUCCCAUAAAACGGAGAAGAACUGCAGACGCGAUCUCGCCAGAAUAUCAGACCCACCCCAACCGAUUGCCCAACGCUGCCUACGACCCCAUUCGGUCUCAAUAUCGCAUCUACGACUUUCCCAAAGUCUUUAGCUCUACCAGCGCGGACGGCUUUCCGUAUAUGCCCGAACAACAUCAAGUCCCCAAAGUAGUCGAGGCGGAGUACCGUCGCCUGGCAGAUUCAGCGGCGGCUACCAUCCCAGAAGACCCAUUGCUAUCUCCUGCCAUCUGGAAAGAAGAGUUCUACUGGCCGAACCAAUAUACCACCACACAAUGUGCUUGCUUGAUGCGAUACUACAUUGAAAACCUCGCGCCAUGGUUUGACGUGGGAGACCCAGCCAGACACUUCACACUGGCCGUUCCCCAACGUGCCAGGCGAAAUCCUCCGCUACUGAAUGCCAUUUUUACCCUGGCAGCAAGGCACCUUGCUUCGCUCCCUCGGUUUAAGACGGCUGACGGUGUGAUCCAGUAUCAGAACAUUCUCCUUCCCAAAUUGACCGAGGACACUGCUGUCAAAUAUCACAAUGCGUGUAUUGCGUACCUCAUCAAACUGUCCAGCGACCCAGAGCAUGUACGAGAUGAGGAUCUACUUGCUGCCGCGGUCAUUUUGCGCUAUUAUGAAGAGAUUGAUCCGUCACUUACGAACGAAGACAGCAAGACCCUCAUUCAUACCUUUCAACUAUUUGCCAACGCUCAAGCGAAUCCUUAUGCUUACAUGAUGAACGACGACAAACAUCCUGAGUAUCUUAGACCGGGAUCUGCUGUCGGCUUGUUUGAAAACGCCCUCGCUUACUUGAAAAGCUUUCAACAUGCUUCGUUUCGAGUUGCCCUGCGUCAAGAGUUGACAAUUGCCUUUCUGAGGCAAAGGCCUGUCCGGUUACCUCUAGAAACAUGGACCAUCCUGCAAGGUUUUGACGAAGCGGAGGACUUCAUCUGGUCCGACCGACAUCUCUACCACUGUGCCAAAGUUCUACAAUUUUGCUUUGGUGGUGAUGGCGGCACGGGCAAGACGCAGAUCGAACAAUGGAAUGAGCUUCGAAACUUUGAGAUACAAUGGGACCAAUUCAAGCCGUUGUCGUUUGCGCCUAUCCAUUAUCAGGUGCCUGACCGCUCCAAGGGGGAAUGUCUUCCGCACAUAUGGUACAUGGCGGAGGUACACGCUACCGGAUUAUUGGCUCUGGACCUGGCUAGGAUUUUAUUGACCGUGUACAACCCAAACAUCCCACGAAUCGGGCCCGGGGUAACAGCAGCUCAGAAGAGGAUUGCGGAUGAAGUGCAUGAUAUAGUGAUUCAACUCUGCGGGACUGCAAUGUCUCUGGGUGGGACAGCAGCAUCAAAUGCUUCCUCUCAGCCUGCGAUGGUUCAGGCGUACAUGGCGGUUGUUGUUUGCGGAGAGUACUUUUCGGAUCCCCUUGAACAACGCGCGCUGAUGGGUAUCUUGGACAGGCUGAGGGGCGAACACGGCUGGCCCACCGGCAAAACUGCUAUGCAACUGAAAAGGGAAUGGGGAUGGAUCUGAUGGAUUUGGAUGGCUUUUUAUACCCGGUGUUAUCUGGUUGUCUUCUUAGGCCACAUGCGAGCACUUUUGGUUGGGGGAACCGUUCUUGCCAGAACAAGGACCACAUGGGAAAUUACGGUAUGGACGAGGGUAUCACACACGCAACGGACAUGGACAUGUCUGAAUGAUCGGGGUUUUAAUUGAGGAACAUGCGAGGAAAGACCCAUAUCUUAUCGCAUCCUCUCGACGCGUGCGAGUCGAGCGCUUGCAUCAGCAGCGCUGAUGUCUGUCUGACUUGCAGCAGAAUACGCCUGGACGAGUUGAGAGUUGAGAAACUGAGACUGUCGUAGAUAGGAGCUCCGACCGCAGGAAGCCCCGGCGUAUUCAUGGGAGAAAAGGGAUGAUAGCUCACCAAGUAUGGAGCCCGUUCUGGCAAGCCUGAACUUCCCUAAUUACAGAGCACCAGCAGCAAGAAUGAGGG